UUUCAUUUUUCACCUUCGUCAUGGAGGGUCGCGUUGUGAUAUUUUUUUUAUGCUUAGGAUCGCGACUUUUCUUGCGCCAGAAGCCACACACGCCCUCGAUCACGCUACUACCCGACCGCACCCUUGCCACGCUGGCCUGGACAUAUCAGCGCUAUUUCGCCAAAGCCCUGACGACCAUGCCAUAGCUGGCUCGACCUGCCUCUUUUGCCCUGUGCCCUGGAUGGUUUAACCUAUCAUCUAUCAGCAACACUCUCCUGUCUCUGUUUGGUCUCGUCAAACAGUGCCUGCAACAACCGAGCUACAACUGCCCAUCAACCGGGGGAUUUAGGCCUUGGUGGACACGACUGACGCCUAAGCUGUUCUAACCCGCCGCCUCCCCCACAUCCUCCGUCCAAACCACCGCCCCUUGCCCAAACCAUGAGCCACCACCAAAGUCCUACCGCCCUGGCGAAGGGCUACACACAAGAGAGCGCCAUAAAAACCACACAACUCUCACAGUCCCGAGAGAGCGGGGGUGCCAUAUCAAUCAGGACGGUCCGCGCCAGCAAUGCGUCGCCGUUCGCGGCCUCGUGGUCGCACUUUGUGGCCGGAGGCAUGGGCGGCAUGACCGCCGCAGCCCUGACGGCGCCGCUCGACGUGCUCAAGACCAGGCUCCAAUCUGACUUUUACCAGCAGCAGGUGCGGCAGCACCGCGUGGCCGUCGGGUCCUUCGGCGGCGGCGUCGCCGGCCCGCUGCGCCUCAUGCGUCACCACCUGGGCGAGACCUUUGCCAUCCUCGGCGCCGUGUACCAGCAGGAGGGCCCCCGGGCGCUGUUCAAGGGCCUGGGGCCGAACCUCGUCGGCGUCGUGCCGGCGCGGUCCAUCCAGUUCUUCACGUACGGCAACACCAAGCAGCUCCUGACGACGCACGUCAACCACGGCAGGGAGGCCGGCUGGGUCAUCCACCUUGUGUCCGCCAUCGCCGCGGGCGUCGUCACGUCGACGGCCACCAACCCCAUCUGGCUCAUCAAGACGCGCUUGCAGCUCGACCGGAGCACGGCCCUGCGCAGCGGCGCCGGCCUCGAGUCGCGCAAGUACCGCAACAGCCUCGACUGCGUCCGCCAGGUGCUCCGCGACGAGGGGGUCCGCGGCAUGUACAAGGGCAUGAGCGCGUCGUACCUGGGCGUCAGCGAGCUGACGCUGCACUGGCUCUUCUACGAGCAGAUGAAGGGCGCGCUCGCGCGGCGCGACGCCCGCCUCGUCGCCAGCGGCCGCGAGCGCACCGCCUGGGACAAGGUGGUGGACUGGACGGGCAACAUCGCCGCCGCCGGCACCGCCAAGCUCCUGGCCGCCGUGCCCACGUACCCGCACGAGGUGGCGCGCACGCGCCUGCGCCAGGCGCCCAUGGCCGACGGCAGGCCAAAGUACACGGGCCUCGUCCAGUGCUUCCGCACCGUCUGGCUCGAGGAGGGCGCCGCGGGCCUCUGGGGCGGCCUGACCCCGCACCUCCUGCGCACCGUGCCGAGCGCCGCCGUCAUGUUCGGCAUGUACGAGGGCAUCCUGCUGCUGCUCAACAGGCCCGAGAAGAAGGCGACAUUGGACGGCGGCGACCGUCUGUGAAUGGCUGGCUCCCUUUCUUUUUCCGACUUGGACACGUCAUCUGUGUCAAGUAGAGUACGCGCGAAACCCCCUCCCGGAUCAACAAACGGCCUCGGAUGAAACGAGAGUCAGGGGCCACUUUGACUCCACGUAUAUAUCGCGACACGAUUUUACGGCUCUCCACCAUCCACCGGGCAGUGGGUAUCUCCCACAAUGUCCCGGAUGGACUGGCCACGACACGCACCCCGGGAAGUAGUCUUUCACGGUUCCCAUGUAAUUUUAUUCUUUUGUAUGAACAUAGCACAUCACGAUACAGCUAGACGGCGGGACACACAAUUUUCCGAUGGAUCGGUCUAGGCGUCCUGGGUUGGCUUAGGUUUUAUAAAAAAAAAAGCUGGAGCAGGUUCAAGUCUUAUCCGACUCCACGUCGGACUUUCCCCUCUAUGCAUGUACGAUUGGCACACAAGGGUGUUGGAUAGCCCGUGGGAUUGGCGAGGACGGAGGACUGGCCUGAAGAUGGAGGCAAUGACACAUUGGCAGAAAAGGUACAUAACUCCCAGAUACCCUACUCAAUAGUAAUGACCUGUUGGCAAAC
Gaeumannomyces tritici R3-111a-1 is the source of this 2173-nucleotide messenger RNA. Its product is annotated as mitochondrial carrier protein RIM2. Gene Ontology annotation, biological process: pyrimidine nucleotide import into mitochondrion. Gene Ontology annotation, molecular function: pyrimidine nucleotide transmembrane transporter activity. The record is from RefSeq and is a predicted model, not a curated record. The transcript has 2 exons. The coding region runs from base 418 to 1599 and encodes 393 amino acids. NCBI's taxonomy places the organism in Eukaryota, Fungi, Ascomycota, Sordariomycetes, Magnaporthales, Magnaporthaceae. Gene Ontology annotation, cellular component: mitochondrion.